UAAUCACUCAUUUGAAAAACCAUGUCAAGAGGGAAUUUAUGGAACUUUAUUACACCUAAUCUCUCAAAACAUAGCCUAUAAAAGUAAUAUUAUUUAAAUGUAUUCUUUGUCGUCACAUGUUUUGUGUGAUUUGUGAGGGGUUUGUGGGCCAGGGUCAAAGAGACAGAUUGACUUUGAAGACCUACAUAUUUUGUGACUGCUCCAUACUCGGUUUGGAAUACAAGGGUGCCACCGUGAGGCAAAAUAAGACGAUGUCAUAUGACUUCGCAUCCAGCCAGUACUACUGGAUUCUGCCAAAUGAGAAGGGUCUUUCUGCGGAGUGCGGAGUGCAAGACGGACGGUAGUAGGGGUAUGCAGAAGGAGGCGUAUCUGGUACUUACCCCAAAACAACGCAGGAUCUCCCUCAAUGUCUCCAGACUCAGAGGGCAGAACGUCCCACACCCGUUUAAAGUUGGCAUUAAAACCGACCAAUGGGCUACUAUGGGCGUGUCUUAGUCUUGCGGGCUGCAGAUGAAUACGAUUGUAACAAGCACAAGUUCAGACCAAGGUUUUUCUGGAAAAUGAGAUAUUUUAUGAAUUUUUGCAAGAUUAUUUGCUGGAUAAUAUGUUUGCCUCUUCUGUUUAUGGAGAUAGUGGGAAUAUAUGGCAUUUACAAGCGUUUGUUUCCAUUACUUGCUUAUAAUAUCACUUUUUCAUACAACGACAAAAUGCACGAAAAUAAGAGGGAUCUUUUUAAAAACUUGAACACAUUUGCAAAUACCAAGGAUGGCACACUUCGCCUCUUGGAAAUUGGUUGUGGAAGCGGAGCAAACUUCAAGUUCUAUCCCUACGGUUGCACGGUAAUUUGCACAGACCCUAACCUGCACUUCAAAAAGUACCUUCAAAUGAGUAUGGAUACUAACAUGCAUCUGACUUAUGAGCAGUUUGUUGUUUCUUCGGGGGAAGACCUUCGUAGUAUGAAGGAUGAGUCAGUGGACGUGGUUGUUUGUACUUUGGUGCUAUGCUCUGUCAUCAACGUUCCUCGUGUCCUAGAAGAGGCAAAGCGCAUUCUCAAACCCGGGGGUGCCUUGUACUUUCUGGAGCAUGUAGUUUCAGAUCCCACCACCUGGACAUAUUUCUUACAGCACGUACUGCAGCCUCUUUGGUACUAUCUGGGGGAUGGAUGUGUUGUUACCAGGGCAACAUGGAAGGAUUUGGAGGCUGCUGGCUUCUCCAAGCUGAAACUGAAGCACAUUGAAGCUCCACAGGUCACCUUGAUGAUCAGACCACAUAUUUUAGGAUAUGCUAUAAAGUAAACUUGCCUUAGCCUUUAUCUUUUUUUUGCACAAGUGUAAACAGGCCUUGACAGAAUGCUUUCAGCUAAUCACAGCAUUGUUGCUGUGACCCUAUGGGGGAAAACACUCAGAAAUGUCAGUAUGUCACUGGUAUAGGGUUAAAAGGUUUAUUACAAAGUGUCACUGUACAGUGAGUAAUCUAUUAGGUUCAAUAUGUAAAGAAUGAAAAAAUAUUUAUUUCAUAUUACUUACAGAAUGAGCGAUUGCUUUUGUAUUCCCUUGUUUGUUUUGUGUGUGUGCCCCCCAGCCUGCCGCCUUAAGAUAUAGAAAAUAAAUAUUACCCUGACAUUGUGCACUCUCUCCCUGAUAGAUUGUCCAAGUAACAGCCAAGUUAGGUGUACACAAUGUUUUCUAAUAUCCCUUUGCACUAAUAAGGAAUGGCAACUGUAACAUUUUAUCUCAUGGGGACUAGGGUGUGGACGUUUAGGGAUCACAUAAAAUGAACUUGAAUCACAUCAUAGUUUUAACACAGUCAAAAAUCUGCAUUACAUGUUGCAGUGGGAAUCAGCAGGUUUCUACCAUAAAACUUCAAAAGAUGGGACAAUCAGAAGCUGAUAUAAAACUAAAGGAACAAAAUUGAGUGUCAGUGAUUACAUAUCAAGCCUCGUGCGCGCUCACACAAUAUUCACAAAUAUAAACAGUUAAGCGUUAGUCAUUCUUCCAGUAGCUCAAUAAAAAGACAAGGAAAAAAGUCUUAUUUCACACUAUCAUUGUCUUUUAGAAUGGGAGCUUCCCAUUGCCAACCCUCA
This is a messenger RNA of Osmerus eperlanus (European smelt), 2083 nucleotides long. RefSeq names its product N6-adenosine-methyltransferase TMT1A-like. Gene Ontology annotation, molecular function: S-adenosylmethionine-dependent methyltransferase activity. Lineage: Eukaryota; Metazoa; Chordata; Actinopteri; Osmeriformes; Osmeridae. Bases 471 to 1295 code for a protein of 274 amino acids. The record is from RefSeq and is a predicted model, not a curated record. The transcript is spliced from 2 exons.